This is a messenger RNA of Colletotrichum destructivum, 810 nucleotides long. RefSeq names its product Putative SIS domain-containing protein. The coding region runs from base 1 to 810 and encodes 269 amino acids. The transcript has a single exon. The record is from RefSeq and is a predicted model, not a curated record. Gene Ontology annotation, molecular function: carbohydrate derivative binding. Gene Ontology annotation, biological process: carbohydrate derivative metabolic process. Lineage: Eukaryota; Fungi; Ascomycota; Sordariomycetes; Glomerellales; Glomerellaceae.
AUGGUCCCUCCUCGUUCUGGAUCCGCCAUGGGCAUGCGCAGCCGCGGCCCGGUAGAGCUCAACGUCAACCUCGCCAAGUCGUACGAGAUCCGCGGGCCCAAGUCCCCCAUGCCCAGAUCCCCCCUGAGAGACGUCACCCACGAGGACCGCGGCAGCCGCGGUGGUUCGUACGAGGACCGCCUCGAGGGCGCCAUCCACGUCCUCCGCACCGAGGCCAACGCCCUCAUGGCGCUGACGCAGCUGUACGCCUCGGAGCGCGUCUGCCGCGACGGCUUCCACCGCGCCGUCGAGGCCCUCGUGCGCCACCGCGACCACCGCGGCAAGGUCGUCUUCAUCGGCGUCGGCAAGUCGGGCUGGAUCGCCAAGAAGCUCACGGCCACCUUCAGCAGCCUGGGCCUGCCCGCCGUCUUCCUCCACCCGACCGAGGCGCUCCACGGCGACCUCGGCAUCGUCGGCGAGCACGACACCCUCAUCAUGAUCACCUUCUCCGGCCGCACGCCCGAGCUGCUGCUGCUGCUCCCCCACCUGAGCCGCAAGUGCCCGCUCGUCCUGCUCACCUCGCCCACCUGCAUGGAGACGUGCGAGAUCGCCAGGCAGCGGCCCGACCUCAUCUUGCUGCCCGCGCCCAUCCCCGAGUCCGAGAAGGAGACGUUUGGCGUCUCGGCCCCGACCACGUCGACGACCAUGGCCAUCGCCGUCGGCGACGCCCUGGCCUACGUCGCCUCCAAGGAGAUGUACCCGUCCGUCUCGUCCGUCUUUGCCAAGAACCACCCAGGCGGUGCCAUCGGCCAGGCCUUCAAGAGCAAAUAG